UACUUUCCAUCCGAGAUCUCGGAUCGAUUUCUAGCAUCGUGGACACAAAAAUAACAUUUAAAUCACGAUCGAUUCGAACGUCGGGUCCGCGCGUCAUCGUCGGAAAACAUACGAAAAACAUUCGAAGCGCAUGUCCCGAUGACUCACCGACCGUCAUUCGCGACCGUGUCGCUGUACGAUCGUCCUCGAUAUCGACUCGAGUUCGUGUUUCCGAUCCUGGUUGGAGUCGAUAAGAAUAGCGAAUCUUAUCGCUCUUGCGGCGGCACGGCGCCGCUCACCGCGUGUUCUCUAAUCCGAGUGUCGCGAGCCACGAACGACCUUGGACCGCGGCCGUCCUCGCGCCGAUCUCGCCAACGUCACCCCGUCGCCAACAUCCGAAUAUCUAUCAGGUUCAGGUACGUUCACCUGUCUACCGAUAUGGAAGGACGCGACGAUGGUGCCAGCGGCGGAGCGCAUCUCGCGGUCUUCGCCGGUAUUUUUGCUACCGGCGGCAGUCUUCUGGGCAAGCUCGCCGGUGGCGCUGACGCAUCGUCAUUGUUGUCGUUACUUCUAAAAGGAGUGCUUCUCGUCUGUAUGAUCAUAUGCAACACCGUGGGAUGCACAUUUUUUGUCAAAGCGCUUCACGGUAGCGGAUCUUCUUUGCCGAUAACGAUCGCCAGUUCAGCCACAAGCUAUGUUUGUUCAGCUUUUGUAGGUUUCGUCAUAUUUAACGAAUCCACUUCAUUGACCUGGUGGUGCGGAACUUUCUUGGUACUUUUCGGCUUGAUGCUCAUCUGCUAUGUUCCCGCUGAAAAGGACGCUUCCGCCAUCAAAGAAAAAUUGAAACAUCAAUAACUGACAACGGUCGCUUUUAUAUUAAGAGCAAGAAUGAGACUACGGCGAUAUUGCAACGAUACGAUUAUUUCCAUUUUUGUAUUGACAUCACAGAUAUUUAUUGUCUUUAUGCCGGAAAUUUUGUUACUAUGAAUGAUAAGUAUAAAUGUCUAAUAUAUAAAAUAAAAUAUUAAUAUAUGCUUUAUUGUAAA
This is a messenger RNA of Pogonomyrmex barbatus (red harvester ant), 1025 nucleotides long. RefSeq names its product transmembrane protein 42. The record is from RefSeq and is a predicted model, not a curated record. Lineage: Eukaryota; Metazoa; Arthropoda; Insecta; Hymenoptera; Formicidae.